UACUACUACUACUACUACUACUCCUACAGGCAACAACACUCUCAGCAUAACCCAUUUUCACAGAGUAGGUGAAAAGCAAAAACCCCUCAUCAGCCCCAAAUUUCAACUACUAUUGCUUUUGUCAUUUCUUUCUCCACCUAAUCUAUACCCAAAAUUUUUUCAUUUUUUUUUUUUACUUUCUCUUCUUCCUUCUGGGAAAAGCAAAACCAGUGAAAUAUAGAGAAUUUAUAAUAUUGUUUUAUAUAUAUAUACAAAAAAAAAAAUUUGAAGUAAAGAGAGAAAGUUUUGUACCUGUUCAGUUUGGUUGUUGGUGAGUCUUUAUCAGGUAUCGAAAUCGCAAACCCUAGAAAAAUAAAAAGUUUAACUUACUUGCUCGCUCGCUCGCUUUCGCUUCAGAUCGCGGCGAUUCUCUCACUCGGCCGAUCUGAUUCAAUGGGGUUGUUCGAUUGCUUCGAAUGCUGAGUGAAGAAUGUAGCUCCGGCGAUAAUCGGCGGCGAAAAUGUCGGCUCCUGUAGCGGCUUUCGAGCGGCCCCGCCCUGGGCUUAACACGGUUUUCAAGAGUGGCCCUCUUUUCAUAUCUUCAAAAGGAAUAGGCUGGAAAUCUUGGAAGAAGCGGUGGUUUAUCCUCACACGCACUUCCCUAGUUUUCUUCAAAAAUGAUCCUAGUGCACUUCCGCAAAGAGGUGGUGAAGUAAAUCUGACUUUGGGAGGCAUUGACUUAAACAAUUCUGGGAGUGUUGUGGUUAGGGAAGAUAAAAAAUUGUUGACUGUAUUGUUUCCAGAUGGGCGUGAUGGGCGAGCCUUUACUCUAAAGGCUGAGACAUCUGAGGAUUUGUACGAGUGGAAGACAGCCCUAGAGCACGCCCUUGCACAAGCACCAAGUGCUGCCCUUAUUGUAAAUGGGAUUUUUCGGGGUGACACUAAUGAUUCAAUUGAUGGGUCCUUCAAUCAAUGGAGGGAUAAGCGUCCGGUUAAAUCCUUGGUUGUUGGAAGACCAAUUUUGCUUGCACUAGAAGAUAUUGAUGGAGGUCCAUCCUUUCUUGAAAAAGCUCUUCGUUUUCUUGAGAAGUACGGAACUAAUGUUGAAGGUAUUUUACGACAGUCUGCAGAUGUUGAGGAGGUAGACCACAGGGUUCAAGAGUAUGAACAAGGUAAGACUGAAUUUGCUCCUGAUGAGGAUGCUCAUGUUGUUGGAGACUGCGUUAAGCAUAUCCUUAGGGAGUUACCCUCUUCUCCAGUUCCAGCAUCGUGCUGCACUGCAUUGCUGGAUGCUUACAAAAUUGAUCGGAAAGAAGUUCGGAUAAAUGCAAUGCGCGCAGCAAUAUUGGAGUCAUUUCCUGAACCAAAUCGGCGCUUAUUACAGAGAAUUCUGAAGAUGAUGCAUACUAUCUCUUGUCAUGCUCAUGAGAACCGGAUGACUCCAUCAGCUGUUGCUGCUUGCAUGGCGCCUUUGCUUCUACGCCCUCUAUUAGCUGGCGAGUGUGAGUUGGAGGAUGACUUUGAUAUUAAUGGUGAUAGUUCAGCCCAACUUCUUGCUGCUGCAAAUGCUGCUAAUAAUGCUCAAGCAAUUAUUACAACUCUCUUGGAGGAGUAUGAUAAUAUUUUUGAUGAAGAAAAUCUUAACAGAUGCUCCAUUUCAGCUGAUUCUCGGAUUGAAAACAGUGGGACCGAAGAUUCAACUGAUGAUGAAAAUCUAGAUAUGAAAGACAAUGGAUACCAUGAUGCAGAAAAUGAAGUUGAUCCAGAAACAGAUGAUGAUCCGGAACGUGUGCACAGUGGAAAGUUGAGUGAAAGUAGUGGUUCUGCUGGGAGUGAUCUUUAUGAUUAUAAGGCCUUUGGGGGUGAUGAUUCAGAUGUUGGAUCCCCUAGUAAAAAGAAUCAUGCUUUGGCUGAGAGUUCAAAUUUAUGUGUUGAUCAUCAACAGAUAAGGGAUCCUAAUGGUCAACUGUCCGAGGAACAAGGCAAGCAGAAGAAUGUAAGUGAUAACUCCAUUAAUGAAAUCAACACUCCAAGUGUCUCACCUGCUGGCGAGUCUUACCGAUCAAUGGGGGAGAUCCUGUCCGCAAUGGAUACAGCACAUCCUUUGCCCAUGCCUGCUUUUGAAUCAGGUGCUGGAAAGCCAGUGGGUAAAGUUACAGGGUCCAAUGUUAAUGCAAAGCGAGCAACAUUCUGGGGACGGAACAAUGCCAGAAAGACACCCUCAAUGGAAUCAGUUGAUUCUUCUGGAGAAGAAGAGCUUACUAUUCAGAGGCUUGAGAUUGCCAAAAAUGACUUGCAACACAGAAUUGCAAAGGAGGCUAGAGGAAACGCAAUUUUACAAGCAAGCUUGGAGAGAAGAAAGCAGGCUUUGCAUGAGCGGCGCCUGGCACUUGAACAAGAUGUUUCAAGAUUGCAAGAGCAGUUGCAAGCUGAAAGAGACCUUAGAGCUGCACUUGAAGUUGGUUUGAGCAUGUCUUCUGGACAAUUUUCCAGUUCACGUGGCAUGGAUUCUAAGGUUUGUAUAGAUCUUAAGACAAGGGCUGAGCUAGAGGAGAUUGCACUUGCUGAAGCAGAUGUGGCCAGGUUGAAGCAGAAAGUUGCAGAACUCCACCAUCAACUUAAUCAACAGAGACAGCAUCACUAUGGUUCCCUCUCUGAUGCAUGUGACCGUUAUCAAAAUGUCCAAAACCAUAAUUCUCAACAGAGAUUUCUUCAGCAAGAUUUUGAUACAACCCUUGCUUAUUGUAAUCAAGAAAGGAAACAGAGGACCGAGAAUGUACAUCUUCAAUUGGCCAUAUUGCCACAGGAGAGUUUGUUGGGCACAGACUGGAGAAGUAUUAAAGGACAAGCGUUAGCACCUGGCAGCAGUAUCAAGCAGCCUUCUCGAAAGCAAUUUAUAGAUUCAACAAGCCUGAGUGAUUCUAAAAGUACAGAGGCUUCGACAAGUAUGUCUAUGGAUGAGCUAUGUGCUGUUGAUUCUGCCUCCGUGCCCUCCACUUCCAGAGCAGCAGAGGUGAUAGAGUAUCCAAGACAUCCAUCUGCAGCAUCGUCUACAUUAGUAGAAUUAACAUCUCGUCUUGAUUUCUUCAAGGAAAGGCGUUCUCAGCUUAUGGAACAGCUCCACAACCUUGAUUUGAACUAUGGCACAACGUCUUCUCAAGACUUUGUCUAUAGACCGUCAUCCCCACCAUGGAAUUGACUGACUGGAGAUGAUGCUUCAUUGAAUGUGUUGGGAAGAAGUUUGCCUGACUUCUUGAUGUUGUAUAUCCUUUGACGCCAUUGCGUAUAUCUGUAGCCUCUGUAAUCCAAUGUAGUUUGUUUAAUAUUAUUCUCUUUUUCAUAUUUAAAGUUUCCUUUUUCCCCUUCUCCACAUUUGUGAGAGAAUGUGAUUGGAUUUUGGAUGAGAAAGUCUUUUUCCUUUUGUUCCUUGGGUUCUUUAUUUUAUGUUGGUUUUUGGUUAUAAACAAUGUAAGUAGGGUAAGUAUUUUAUCUUGUUAAUAGUAGGUGGUGGAUGUAUGUUAUUGAACAAACAUAUUUAUAGUGAACAAUAGUUUUCCUGUUUGAGAAAUUUUUACAUAAACGUGCAUUGCUGAAUCACUAUUAUGUAACAGACCUUCAAGGCAAUUUUAAUUA
Messenger RNA from Quercus lobata, 3612 nucleotides. RefSeq names its product Rho GTPase activation protein (RhoGAP) with PH domain-containing protein. Gene Ontology annotation, biological process: signal transduction. Lineage: Eukaryota; Viridiplantae; Streptophyta; Magnoliopsida; Fagales; Fagaceae. The coding region runs from base 500 to 3178 and encodes 892 amino acids. The transcript has 22 exons. The record is from RefSeq and is a predicted model, not a curated record.